Metopolophium dirhodum (rose-grain aphid) is the source of this 694-nucleotide messenger RNA. RefSeq lists its product as uncharacterized. The record is from RefSeq and is a predicted model, not a curated record. Lineage: Eukaryota; Metazoa; Arthropoda; Insecta; Hemiptera; Aphididae. The transcript has 3 exons. Bases 23 to 694 code for a protein of 223 amino acids.
UGUACUAGAUAUUUCAAAAACAAUGAUGUAUGAGUACCAUUAUGAUGUCAUGCAGAGACAUUAUGGGGACAAAAUUAAAUUGAUGUACACUGAUACAGAUUCACUAGUAUAUCACAUUCAGACGGAUGAUUUUUAUGCAGACUUGGCGGCCAACCAUAACUUGUUGGACCGGAUGGACACCGCCAACCUGCCCAGUGACCAUCAGUGCUAUGUGGCAAGCAGAAAGAAGUCUCCAGGAUACUUUUCCGAUGAAGUGGACGGCAACAUUAUAACAGAAUUUUGUGCGCUGAGGGCCAAGUCCUACGCUUUUAAUAUAUAUGCUGGACCAGAAGACAGAGUAGGAGGAGGAGAGAAAAUUAAAGCGAAGGGUAUCAGGUCUCAUGUGGUUAAAAACCACAUGACAUUGGAAGAUCAUAGGAAGUGUUUGUUUGGGGAAGAAGGAGUAGAGUUAUACAGAGAUAAUGUUUCAAUUAGGUCGUUUAACCACCAACUUGUAACGCUAAAAACUAAGAAAUUGACAUACAACAGCUAUGAUGACAAGAGGGUGGUGCUAGAAGAUAAAAUAAAUACAUUAGCACAUGGACACUAUAGUAUAGAGGAAGAUGACAUAUGGCCAGAGCUUGAGGAAGAUGGAGGGAACUGGAACGAUGAGGAAAAAGAAUUGAUGAGAGAGCUACUACAAUGUAUAACUUAA